AUGGAAGGUCUGCCCAACAACGCGGCGAAUGCUAUAAACACGACCACGGCUUCGUACCCCGCGUCGUCCACGGUCUCCACGCACCACCCGCAGCUGCAGCAGCACCAUCAUCACCACCAGCAACAGUCUUCGGCCGCGCCUCCGCAGACUCUUCCUCCUCUCCAGCCGAGCAAUCCUGUUAUGCAACAGCCGCCCUACGGCAGCUAUCCCCACACUCCCAGGACUCCAGGCACCCCCAACACUCCCACCAGCUCUGGCAACAUGGCGAGCUACCCGCCUCCGCCUCCGCAGAACGCCGGUCGCGGCGCGACCUAUCCCAUCCUGGGCAACAACACCUAUCCUCAGCAGCCUUAUCCGGGCGCAUCUUCGACCAUGCUGCCGCAGACCACCACGGCUGCGUCACAUCCGCAGCCCAUUGCUCCCGCUCCGGCCCCGACCAGCGGUCGCGCCCCACCCGUGCUCCGUCCCAUGCCCGCCGGUGGCGUCAUGGGGACCCAGCCCGGCAUGAGCUCGCCGUACGGCCAGGCCCCACUCAUGCCCCAGACCUCCAUGCUUCCGGAGGGUGAGCAGCCGACCCACGUCGUCGGAACCCAAGGCCGGAGAGGCAUUCUCCCCAGCGCCCCCGGCAGACCCGCCGCUCCCCCGGCUGGUUCUCCCGCAGCCAAGACGCAGAUCCCGCAGAAGGAUGCCGACGGCAAGUUCCCGUGCCCCCACUGCACCAAGACCUACCUGCACGCGAAGCACCUCAAGCGCCAUCUCCUGCGACACACCGGCGACCGCCCGUAUAUGUGCGUGCUCUGUCACGAUACGUUCUCGCGCAGCGAUAUCCUCAAGCGUCACUUCAUCAAGUGUUCUGUGCGCCGCGGCAACCCGACUGGAGCAAGUCACCUGUCCCACCCUCAAGCGCAUGUUAAGAAGAAUGCUGCUGCUCAGCAGAAGGCUAUGGGCACUGAAGGCGAUGUGAAUCAUAUUAACGGUAUGGGAAACAUGCCUGCCGACGGAAUGGUUCAUCCGUUUGGCCUUAUUCCCGCUUCUGAUGGGAUGAACAACCUUGCCAACGAUCAGAGCCAGCUCUCGAGAUCUAGCAGCAUGAACAGACUCGACGACGCGAACCGCGAUAGGAGAAACAUACCCGCGUCCGUCAUGCCCCCCGCGACGACGCGCCCGGGCGGCUUCGAGCAGACUUACAGCAGCGGCGAAGUGGCCAACAACAUGACCGCCAAUAUCAACCCCCAACUGGCCAACUACAGCAUGCCUCAGAGCCAAAAUGGAAUGCCCAUGUUCAAUCAAUCGGGCUCGACCGAUUGGUCUCAAAUGUUCCAGGGUGCGCACACUGCCUAUACCUACGCGAACCCUCCUAAUAUCGGACAGGGACAGAUGCAGACCGUAACACUCAAACCUCACGAGCCUAACCCCGGCGCCUGUGCGCCCCGACCGGUCAGCACGACCUCUGGCGACAUUUCGACGACCGCCGACGCCUCGACCUCCUCCCCCUUGCUUGAUUGGGGCAUUCCUUCGUCCUUCCCGAACCCGUACCAGCAUCUCUCCGCCAAGAUCCUCGACUUUCUACGUUCCUCUCCCGCUGCCGCUACCUCUCCCGUCUCUGCCCUUCUCGACUCGUUCUUCCAGCCCGAUGAUGUCCAGGCCAACCUGCUAGGUUAUACUAACUUCCAUGCCCACUUGUCCAUUCUGCAUGUUCCCACAUUCCGCGCGCUCGAGGCGCAUAUCGGCCUUGUUGCUGCCAUGUGCUGCGUAGGCGCCUGCUAUGCUAACCGGAUCUCUUCUGCCAACCUCCGUGAAGUCAUGGAGCUGCUCAAAGCAGCCCUCGAGAGCUCUUCUCGCAUGUUUGCAUCUCUUCUGCAAAACGGAAGCGCGGACCCGCAGUACGAGUGGACCUUGUUUGGCAGCAACAAGACAGAUCUCGAAGAGCUACAGGCUAUCAUGCUCACCCAGAUCUUGUUCACAUGGCACGGCACCCCUGAGCAACGCGACAAGGCGCGCAAGGUGUUCCCUCUCAUCGCCUCGUCCGCCCGGAAGGCUGGCCUAUUGAGCCUGGUGACCAAUGGCACGCUGCAUAGUACCGUCCAUCACCCUGAUUUCACUCUCCAGAGCGCAGCCGUCACCCCGUUUGACUGGCUCAGCUGGGUCGAGCAGGAGAAGCGCAUUCGUACCAUGUACAUGAUCUUCACCUAUGAUAUAGCCCUCGGCCUCUAUUUCAAUAUUGGCCCGGAGUUUGACCCUUUCGAGAUUCGCCUUCCCUUGCCAUCAGAUGAUGCUGCUUGGGAAGCUCGGACCGCUGAAGAUUGUGCGAAGGCUCUCGGGCUCCGCGGUCCUGAGGCCGUCAAGCUUCUUAAUCCUGACGGUACUGGUAGAUGGAACCAGCCCCAGCUGCACAUGGCUCUCAAGGCUCUCCUCGACCCCAAUAUCCAGAUCCAGCCCGGCUCAACCAACCUAUUUGGCAAGUUCAUCAUAAUUCAUGCGCUGCUUUCCCUCAUGCGCAAGGCCUGGUUGGAAGGCGGUUCUGCCAUCAUCAACCGCUCGAGCACGCCUAUCCCUACCAACAAUGCCUGGUUCGCGGGGGCUCAGGGCACCGCAAGUGCAAACAACAGCGGCAGAGCCACGCCAGUCGACCCUGGGUCCAAUUUGCUGGAUGCGCAGUCGUUCAAGACAUUUCAGACUGCGCUCGAUAAGUUCAAGGCCAAUUGGGAUUAUGACAUGUCUGUGCAGUUUUCUCCUCAAGCAGCCACUGCGGCACUUAAUCCUAAUCCUCACCGUUAUGGCUUCACUCGGGACGGCAUUCACUUCUAUUGGUUGGCUAUGUACCUACUCAAGAACAUGCGGGCGGCAGAUUUGCAGGCGGCACCGGAACAGCGGUUUCCUUACGUUUUUCAAUUAUUGAAAUCGGCAAAGCAAAAUGUGAUCGCGGAUGCUUAUUCGCGCGGAGAGGAGCUUGGUUCGGUUGGGGCGAUUGACGCAUCCUAUGGGGCAUCUGGGGAUAUGAUACUCGACAUGACACAAUUAUUUCGGCCACUUUCGUCGUUCGAACCUUCAUCAGCUGUCGUAGCCGCUUAG
Molecule: messenger RNA, 3072 nt
Organism: Thermochaetoides thermophila DSM 1495
Lineage: Eukaryota; Fungi; Ascomycota; Sordariomycetes; Sordariales; Chaetomiaceae
Product: zinc finger domain-containing protein
Exons: 2
Coding region: 1-3072 (1023 amino acids)
Biological process (GO): DNA-templated transcription; regulation of transcription by RNA polymerase II
Cellular component (GO): chromatin
Molecular function (GO): DNA-binding transcription factor activity, RNA polymerase II-specific; zinc ion binding; RNA polymerase II cis-regulatory region sequence-specific DNA binding
Source: RefSeq, a predicted model, not a curated record